Magallana angulata is the source of this 858-nucleotide messenger RNA. RefSeq lists its product as uncharacterized. The record is from RefSeq and is a predicted model, not a curated record. The coding region runs from base 1 to 858 and encodes 285 amino acids. The transcript has 6 exons. NCBI's taxonomy places the organism in Eukaryota, Metazoa, Mollusca, Bivalvia, Ostreida, Ostreidae.
AUGGAUGUUGUGCUUUUUUGUUUGUUAAUGUUUAUUGUUGUGUCACCUACUUACACUCUUGAUGGAGAUCAUAUCUGUAAAAGGACUGUGAAAACGGAAAGGGGAGAACAUGAAACAAAGGAGAUAUGCUGUAUGGACUUUGAAGAAAAGAAUAAUAAGUGUGUAGAAUGCAGUCCAGGCUUUUGGGGAUGGAACUGUACUGACAUGUGUCCAGAUAAUUAUUUUGGAAGAAAAUGCUGGACAAAAUGCAGCUGUAAUGAAACGCAAAUUUGUCAUCAUGUGUGUGGAUGCCUGCAAAGAUUGGACUUGGAUUAUUCAAAUAUGACAAACAAUGGUACUAGUAUCUUUUUAGAGAAUGUGACGUAUUCAUCAUUUGCAGAGGAGUGUCCUACUAGAUAUACUACAACGGAUUCAGAGUCUGCUUUUGGAAAACAUUCCCCGGAAUCACAUUCUAGAAUAGCAUUUCUUAUUGUAGCAGCAAGUGUCACUGGUGUAUGUAUUGUAUUCGGAAUAGGACUAUUAUAUCGGUUGCACUUGGGGAGAAAUAAAGCAGAAUGUCGCGUUCAUCACAAUAUGGUGUACGAUUUAGGAGAUACAUCAAGGAUUCGGGAAAACCCAUGUGUACACAAAGAGCCAGCAGAGCCUCUGUAUGGUGAAUGUAGUUACGAAGAUACCUGCUACAGUACAUUGGUACUAAGAGUGAACAAUGAAUCUGGUCGGGAACCUAAUACAUUACGACAGCCAGCCUUUACAGAUGAUGACAAUAUAUAUGAGUAUGCACAUCGUUAUACACAUCACAGUGAUGAAGGACGGCCAACAGACGUGUAUAUUACUGAUAUGACUGAAGCAGCUGAAUAA